Molecule: messenger RNA, 888 nt
Organism: Oreochromis aureus
Lineage: Eukaryota; Metazoa; Chordata; Actinopteri; Cichliformes; Cichlidae
Product: homeobox protein otx5-B-like
Exons: 2
Molecular function (GO): DNA binding
Source: RefSeq, a predicted model, not a curated record
UGUGUCCUCCGCAACGGCUCCUCUCGCACCGCCAGUCGCAGGAAGAGGACCAGCUUCUCCAAAGAACACGUGGAGCUGCUGCGCGCCACCUUCGAGACUGACCCAUACCCUGGAAUCACCAUCAGAGAGAGCCUGUCCCAGACCACAGGCCUGCCCGAGUCCCGCAUCCAGGUGUGGUUUCAGAACCGAAGAGCUCGCACCCUAAAAUCAAAAGGAUCCAGCAAAGCCCAGUGGCAGUCUCAGAGCCCAGCGCACAGUCCACAGGCUCGCCGCCACACACAGGCCUUUGCACCUCAAAUGCAGCAGGUGUUGAACAAUGGACAGUUUCCUCCUGCCUUCAAUGCCACCGGAGCGUAUGGACAGUGUGGAGUCUCGUAUGGGAUUCAACCAGGAGGCUCAAUGGGCAGUAACCCCAGCUCAAACCUGUGGGAGUACAUGCCUCAGCCAGGCUGCCAAAACAACACUGGGGUGCCUGCGUGGCGUCAGCCUUCCGUGGAGAUGGUAAGCUACAACUCAAGUUCCAGCCAGGCAGCCUCCAGGCACCCUAGUUCAGACAUACACGAGCUCCUUCAAAUAUUCGAAGCAGACACUCCUGAUUCUGGAUACUUCAACAGCAGCCGAGAGAGCAGCCCAACGGGUUGUCUGGAAGUCCCGACCCCACAGAUGAGGAUUAUUGGGGAGACUGUAGCAGCUCUUGAGGACGGCAGGGAUGCAGGACAUCCGCCAGUGGUCCAGCAUAGCUCACUGCCAGUGCUGUCAUUGCAAGAUAUUAUGUGGGAGCUGAAUGAGGAAUGGCUGGGAGGAAAUGGACUGGACAACGGAGUCAGUGGAGAGGAGCCCCUUACUUCUGAUGGCUAUGAUGAGUAUUUUAAUGGCUCAAGUGUUUGA